Molecule: messenger RNA, 1854 nt
Organism: Aspergillus pseudotamarii
Lineage: Eukaryota; Fungi; Ascomycota; Eurotiomycetes; Eurotiales; Aspergillaceae
Exons: 6
Coding region: 1-1854 (617 amino acids)
Biological process (GO): carbohydrate metabolic process; proteolysis
Molecular function (GO): glutamic-type endopeptidase activity
Source: RefSeq, a predicted model, not a curated record
AUGAUUGAAGAUUUAACCACCGGGGAGAGCGCAACUCGGACAGUCUUUGCAACUACGAGCACCGCCACAGCGAAAGGCUGGAGCGCCGAGUGGGUCGUGGAACGCUUUCAGACCGACGGUUCCCCAGUUCUUUUUGUCGGGUUUGACCAGGUCCGAUUUGCGGGGUGUGUUGCAGAGGCACCAUAUGGGGAGCAUGGGGUUGAGGGAGCGACGAUCUAUGAUUUGAGUCGCCACAAUGCUUCCAUCAACAGCGCCCCAGGAGCUUGGGUACCAUUCACGGGACUGGAUAUCAAGGUAGCAGAGUGGGAGCCGAUAGUUGAAGGCCGGAUCAUCUUUGGCGGGACGCACAGAUAUAUGUACUGUUGCCGUUGGACCGAUGGGGCUCGUGGGAAGGUAGACAAGGUUCGUGUCGAUUGUCGGGCUCAGCAGCGGAUGAUCGAGAAUGAUCGAUACGAACAGGCAUUAGCAUCUGUCGGGCUGAUGAGUAUUUAUCGUCUUUUCGAUGGACUACCAAAAUGUGAUAGAGUCAAGACCGUUCUGCUCCCACCUCAUGCCAACUUGACCGAGAUCUCUGCCGGACUUGACUUGCUGUGGCGCAACGACCUUGACCCUGCUAAGGUGGUCUUGGGCCUUGGCUUUUAUGGCCGAUCCUUUACCCUGAAGGACCCUUCCUGCAACAUUCCCGGGUGUCCCUUUAUUAAUGAAACCGGACUAGGAACCACCUCUGGUGGCGCAGACCCAGGGAAGUGUACUGGAACUAGUGGAAUGCUGUCCAACUAUGAAAUCUCUCGAGUUAUUGAUGCCUAUUCUCCAGAUGUGAUCCACGACGAAGAGGCCGGAGUUAACUGGAUCACCUGGAACUCCAAUCAGUGGGUCUCUUUCGACAAUGCCGUAACACUCAUACCAAAACGUGAGAUGGCUAAUUCACUGUGUCUUGCGGGAACUUUGGCCUGGGCGCUGGAUUUAGGAGGCCUAGGCACUAUGUCAGCCCCGGCCAAUCUUGAUCCAAAUGCUGGAAUGGGAGGCGUUCGGCCAGAUGGCAGUGACAGUGGUUCCGGGGACGUCUAUAUUGGCCCCGAAAUCUACGAAGGAAACAGCACGGUAAAUUGUGUGCCUCCUUGCAAUUUGAUCUUUCCGCCAUCUACCUUGCCCACCCCCACUACUAUCGUUUUUCCUCCCUAUACUACCUCUCUUGAAAUUGCUUGGCCUACCACCACCAUUACCACCCUCGACGAUGGUACCGUAACAACCUCUACGGAGUAUCUACGCAAUCUCACGACCACCACGCUUACCAUUCCUCCGGUGACGACUGACAAGAUCGAUUGGUGGAAUCUCAAUCUCACCAGCUCCACUAGUAAGACAACCUUCACCUUACAAAGCAGCAUCCUACCCCCUCCCUUCUACAUCACGAACUCCCCCGAAGCAGCUAGGUCUCGUGGAAUUACACCCCCGCCAUUCCCUUGGUCUACCAUAACCCAUCCCUCGGAGGAGAGUCUUCCUACACUCACGUUCAUCGAGGGCCCUCCCAGUCCCACGUGUCUUACGGGGUGUGGUCAUAAAUGUCAUAUAUUUUGCGAGGGUGUCUGCGAGCGUGACUGCAGUGGUGGGGGCAGUGACUUCUAUGAUCCGGACGAUCCGGAUCCCCCAACAAAGCCCGGCUGUCGUGGGCCAGAUUGUCAUAAUGUGGGAUAUGUACUGGGCCCAAAUGUUGGGUCACUGCUUGCAGCGGCGAGGACUGUGACCCGGAUGGCAAUUGUUCUGGUUCCAAGUGCAAGGCCUCUGGAUGCGUUGGGCCCCACUGUGGUGGCAACGGAGGAUGCUUUGGGCUCAACUGCUUUUCAUUUGGAUGUAUAG